Messenger RNA from Clavispora lusitaniae ATCC 42720, 1548 nucleotides. RefSeq lists its product as uncharacterized. Lineage: Eukaryota; Fungi; Ascomycota; Pichiomycetes; Serinales; Metschnikowiaceae. The record is from RefSeq and is a predicted model, not a curated record. Gene Ontology annotation, molecular function: nuclease activity; DNA binding.
AUGGACUUAACGCUAACAAACAGCUUAUCAGAGGAAUCAAAUGAUAAUUCCGUGGCAACUAAAGCAGCGGACGACAACGGCUACGCAAGAAGAACUUACGGAAAACAAGAUGAAAGAAGACAUUCUGAGAGUCUUUUCGAGGUUGGCCGGACGUCGUCGCAGAUAGACGUCUCAUCGCAAUCAGGCGCAAAAACUCAAGUUUCAACAAGCAGAAACAUACUAGAUCUCAACAACUGGAUCAGCAGCUCAGACGAUGAUUCAUUCACUCGUGAUUUGAUCAAAGAUGUGACACCAAAACGUCAAGGGCGUGGGCAGAAAAGCAUGAUGAAGAACGUUUUAAAUUCAUCUCCUGUCAUUGAAAGAUAUUCACAGCCACUAGAAUCGAUUCCUGAGUCGUACUCCCCAGUUCGCCCUAAAGAAACCACGAGGUUCGGGAAUGAACUAAUAAACAAGAACCCCGUUGCUAGAAUUGAAUUUUCGGAUCCAAUUAGCAGUUCACCUAUUCCUUCUUCUUUCCCUAAAUCUGUAUCUCAACCCACAGAACUUUCUUCCGGACCAGGAAGCAAAAGAAGAAAAACUCCUUCUCAUAAUUCAAAGGAUGGCCCAUCCAUAAAGGAAUGGAGAGAAGCGAAUAAGGUUACUAGAAAGAAAGAGGAUAUAUUACAGGAGAUGGUAAUUGAGAUAGCUUUGAAGUUGAAAGAUAAAAUCGAAUCUGAGUAUUUCAAGGAAGUGUUCACACUCCCGACAGUGAGAACCACAUACUUCGAAUUACCAAUGGUGUCUUGGAAGAGGAGGAUCAAAGCGAGAUAUGAUAGGGACAAAGACAUUUUCGUUCCCUGUGAACCCACCGAAGUGUCUGAACGCGUCGUUGUAAUUUUCUAUGAAACUGAGGACCUAAUCAAUGCCAUAAGAGAAGAAACCCUUGAAAGUGACGUGAAAAGAAUUCGACAACGCGUAACUAUGGAAGAUCCUACUCUCAACUACCAUUUACUUGUGAUGGUUGGCGGAUACAGGGAAUAUCUUCGAAAGCUACAAGCUGCUGAGCAUCGCAUGUACAAGGAACAAAUGCUUGAGAAAAUGCUGGAUGUUUCUAAGGGAAAAAAAGCGACGACAAAACCGAAUAUUACAGCACUGGAGGUUCAGCGGCUAGUAAUGGAGACUGAGGUGCACAUGAGAAUUAACAUGUUUUUUCCUAAGAGCAUGGAAGAAACAGUUGAUUGGCUACAUUCUUUUACCUAUACCAUCGGAGCUUCCUUGUACGAUAAGCAUGAACGAAACUCUGAAUUUGCCAACCUUGGGAGCGUAAAGCUGGGGUCUGAUCAGAAGAGCACAUUCAUCGAAAUGAUCAAAAAGUUUAAUCUCAUGACGAAUCAAAAGGCGGAGAAACUUUACGAGUUUUAUACUUCAGUUGGCGCAAUCUAUAAUCGGCUAUCCCAACAUGAAGAUCUUGGGAAGGUGAGCGGGAAAAGUAUAGUUCCGCCUACCGUGAAUGCGGCCAUGAAGAAACUCUUUAGGGCUACAGAUCCUAAUGAAGUUAUUGUUGAUUGA